Messenger RNA from Symbiodinium necroappetens, 1323 nucleotides. The record is from the annotation of a GenBank genome assembly. Lineage: Eukaryota; Dinophyceae; Suessiales; Symbiodiniaceae.
AUGGUUGCGUACUUCUGCUUGUGGGCCUAUCGGAUACGAAUGAGUCCCGUCCAUGACUACGGCUACUUGAUCCACGAAUUCGAUCCCUGGUUCAACUUCCGUGUCGCUCAGUACUUGUCCAAACAUGGUUGGUUUAAAUUCGCGAAAUGGUAUGAUUACAUGUCUUGGUAUCCUAUUGGGCGGCCCAUCGGAACGACAACUUAUCCCGGGAUGCAGUUUGCAAGUAUCUGGAUCUGGAACGUUCUCAAGUCCACUCCAAAGAUGGACAUGGAGCUCCCACUGUGGUUUCUGCACUCAUUCCCGAAGAGGUGGCGAACGUUUUUGCCUGGCCACGGGCACAUGUCAUUCGGGCCGAUGAAGCUGAACGACGUCUGUGUGUUGACACCAGCUUGGUUUGGUGGGUUCGCAACUCUGUUCCUCGUGCUGCUGACCAUAGAGGCUUCUGAGAGUCGUUCAGCUGGAGUUGCUGCCGGAAUGGUGAUGGCCAUCAUUCCAGCGCAUAUGAUGCGUUCCAGUGCGGGAGAGUAUGACAACGAGGCUGUGGCGGUCACGUGCUUCUGCGCAACCUUCUGGUUAUGGUGCCGGUCGAUCAGAACUCCCAGAUCUUGGCCCUGGGGUGUGCUUGCCGGUUUGGCCUACUUCUCCGCUGCGGCUACCUGGGGUGGGUACAUCUUUGUGAACAACCUGAUCGGCUUGCAUGCAGCGGUGCUUGUUGCGCUUGGCCAGUACAAUUUGGGCUUGUACUUGGCGUACACCCUAUGGUAUGCAGUGGGCACGACCGGUGCUAUGCUUAUCCCCGUCAUUGGCUGGGCACCACUUCGGGCAAUGGAGCAAAUGCCAUCCCUUCUGGUCUUCGUUGUGUUCCAACUGCUACAAGCAUGCGACAUCGCCCGGCAUCGUGUCAAAGGUCUUGCUUCUCCUUGGAAAUUCUGCUUGUUUCGUGUAGCCGUAUUUGCAGCUGCCGCUCUUGCAGGGGCAGGAGUUUGCUUUACUUUAUACAGGUCGGGCCACUUUGCACCACUGGGUGCCAGAAUCAGAGGCCUCUUCUUGAAGCACAAGAAGACGGGGAACCCGUUAGUGGACAGCGUCGCUGAGCAUUCCGCGACAAGCAGCCAGGCUUAUGCGCAGUACUUGGGAGAUGCACGUUAUGUUGCUGCUCUGGGUCUGCUGUUCUGUUGGCACCAGCAAACUCCGGCAAAGCUCUUUCCAGUGCUUUAUGCUGCCGUAGCAUACCACUUCUCGGCGAAGAUGUCGAGGCUAAUGAUCAUUUGUGGGCCAAUUGUGUCGCGAACUCAAAGCUUUGUGUUGCCAGGUGGCCGGUAG